Ctenopharyngodon idella (grass carp) is the source of this 3230-nucleotide messenger RNA. It is a transcript of the gene epm2a, whose product is annotated as EPM2A glucan phosphatase, laforin. NCBI's taxonomy places the organism in Eukaryota, Metazoa, Chordata, Actinopteri, Cypriniformes, Xenocyprididae. The coding region runs from base 105 to 1040 and encodes 311 amino acids. Gene Ontology annotation, cellular component: cytoplasm; nucleus. The transcript has 5 exons. Gene Ontology annotation, biological process: protein dephosphorylation. Gene Ontology annotation, molecular function: protein tyrosine/serine/threonine phosphatase activity; protein tyrosine phosphatase activity; starch binding. The record is from RefSeq and is a predicted model, not a curated record.
UACCGCUUAUAUUUUUAGCGCAGCCAUUUAUAAUGUCAUUGACCGAAGACACAUAAAGAUCAGUCCCAGUUAAAGAGCACCUGUAGCCUGUGUGUAUACAGGACAUGGUUGUGUUCAGGUUUGGUGUUAUUUUGACACCAGAGUGUUCAGAUGUCGAGUUGUUUAUAUUAGGCUCUCGGCCGGAGAUGGGACACUGGGAUCCGAACCGAGCCGUGAAGAUGAAUCCGAGCAGCUCGGUUCUGUCCAGCUGUGAACCAUGUCUGUGGAUCGGAGACGUGCAUCUGUCCGAACCGCACACAGAUCAGCUGUGGUUCAAGUUUAUAAAGCGUGUCGAUGGGAACUACAUUUGGGAAGGCAGUGGACCCCAUCAUGACCGGCAGUGUGUUUAUGACGACAGUAACAUGGUGGACGGGGUAUACUGCCACCCUAUUGGUCACUGGAUCGAGGAGACGGGCCACACAGAUGAGAUGAAACACACCACCAACUUCUACUUCAGCAUAGCGGGACAGCAGGCCAUCCACUUCUCUCAGGUGCUGCCUCGUGUCUGGUUAGGCAGCUGCCCUCGACGGGUCGAACAUGUAACCCUAAAGCUGAAACAAGAACUGGGUGUUACAGCAGUGAUGAACUUUCAGACAGAAUGGGAUGUCAUAAACAACUCACACGGCUGCCGGCGUGACCUCGGUCAACCCAUGACCCCAGAGACAAUGGUGCACCUGUACAAAGACUGUGGUCUUUCUUAUAUCUGGCUCCCCACCCCAGACAUGAGCACAGAAGGUCGCACACAGAUGCUGCCCCAGGCAGUGUUCCUGCUCUAUGGGCUGCUGAAGAACGGUCACACAGUAUAUGUUCACUGUAACGCAGGAGUGGGUCGUUCCACUGCGGCAGUGUGUGGACUCCUGAUGUAUGUGUUAGGCUGGAGACUCAGAAAAGUGCAGUACUACCUCACUGCCAGAAGGGCGGCAGUCUAUAUUGAUGAGGAAGCGCUGAACACCAGUUUCACCCGGUUAUUGUUCAUUCAUCUUGACAUGGUCGUCAUUUGAAAAGGCACCUUGAGGCAAUUGUCGACCGGACUGCUAAUGUGAUGGUUAUUGUUUGACUAUCUGCCCCUUUUCUCCUCUAACAUGCCACUUUCAUUCAUUUAUGAAUGUAACUCAAUAUUCUUGUUAUAUAUUUAGCACAGCAAUUUCCCUGCCCUUGAAAUAAGCUGCCAUAAUGAAAAGCGCUUUCACCUGACCUUUAAAUAAAUAGAGACUAGUGUCACCACACUGAGAGACUUUAUGUGAAAAUUGAAAAAAGUUUUGCUUCAGAAAAGAAAAAGCGGUUCAGUGGGUUGAGCAGAAGGUACCAUUAAUGAAACUCAAUCUCAAUAAAUCAGUGAGUGAGAGAGCGUAAGACAGAAAGGGAGACAUACAUAAAAGCAUAAUAAAAAAGACUGUGUACCACAAAAAUGGGUAAAUCAUUCUAAUAUGCUGAUUUGCUGCUCAAGAAACAUUUCUUAGUAUUAUCAAUGUUGAAAUCAGUUUCUGAUUGUUGAAACAUGUAUUUUUUCAGGAUUCUUCUAUGAAUAUAAAGUUAAUAAGAACCACAUUUAUUGGAAAUAGAAGUCUUUUGUAACAUUAUAAUGUCUUUACUGACACUUCUAAUCAAUUUAAAUGGUUAGUUUACCCAUAAAUGUAAAAGUUGUCAUCAAUUACUCACCCUCAUGUUGUUACAAAUCUGUAAAAUUUUCAUUGUCUACACAACUACCACUACGAACCUUCAAAAAGUUCAUAAAGAGACCGUAAAACUAAUCCAUAUGAAUCGAGCGGUUUAGUCCAAAUUUUCAAAGGAUACACAAUCACUUUAUGUGAUGAACCGAUUUAAUUUAAGCUAUUAUUCACAUAUAAACAUUGAUCAGCGAACAUAAAACAAACUCAGCUUGACGUGAGAACAAACCUCAUUGGUUCUUGCUGAAGCUCAAACGUGAUGCGUAACACAAGAACGAACCUCAUUGGUUCUUGCUGAAGCUUAAAUGUGCUGUGUAACACAUGAGAAUGAACCUCAUUGGUUCUUGCUGAAGCUCAAAUGUGAUGCGUAACACAAGAACGAACCUCAUUGGUUCUUGAGGAAGCUCAAAUGUGCUGCGUAACACACGAGAAUGAACUUCACUGGUACUUGCGGAAGCUCAAAUGUGCUGCGUAACACGAGAACGAACCUCAUUGGUUCUUGCUGAAGCUCAAACGUGCUGGAUAACAAAUGAGAAUGAACCUUUGUUAACCUAAUUAUUUGAACGUGUCCUCCAGAACUUUGUUAAUAAAACAUCAUUUAAACAAUUGAAAAAAAUCUUACUGACCCCAAACUUUUGAAUGGCAUAGUCUGUUUAGAUAUUUCUACUGGAGAACACACGAUACAUAUAAAGAGAAUUAUUUUUUGCAGUGUAGUCAUCCAUUCCUAUAGUUAAAUUUGUGUUUGCCUUGAGCGCUCACGCUCAAACAGAAGAGAGUCAAGGAUGAGUCACCAUGAACUAUUAUUUCACACAACAAUACUCACCCUGAUCCACGGUUAGCAUCUCAACUCAUUGGUGCUCCACCUUUAAAUAAAAACGACCUCCACACAGCAAAUUGACACCACCUCUGAGGUGAAUAUACACAGUCUAUUCCAGGACUGAGAUAAACAGCUUUGGUGUUUUGAGUAUAAAGUUAUCAUCUGUUUCUCUGUGUAGGUGAAGUAUUAUACAGUCACAUGAUCUUUUACAAAGCGACUGAGCUGGUUCAAAAGGCUAAUAUUAUUCAUUUUUAUUUACGUUAUCCUAAUGCAGUCCUUUGUCCUGUGCCUCACUGAAAGAAUAAGAGUCUUUAUUUGGAUUGGAAGACAGAGGAAGAAUAAAGAUAAAAGAAAGUAUUCUUGCAGUUUUGCUUAAAAGCAGAAUUUAUUAUGGAAGUAUUGAGUAAAUACAAUGCAAAGAAAGUGUGUGUGUGUGGCAGAAGAUGACCUGUCACAGAUAUUUAGGUGUGUCUUUAAUAAUUCCACUGUGUGUGUGUCAUUCAGAGGUCAUGACUUGUCAUUAUCAGAAGUAUAAAAUCCAAUCUUUUCCAGCUCCUCACACUCUUUUCCCCAUUUACGGAGCCGAUGCCCCCGUUCCAUACACCUCCACUACAGAAAAGGCAGAUCUGGGUCCAGCCUUGCAGAACUUGCUGGUUUCAACCAACCAGGAGAUAUAAGCAACAGCAACAAUUUUUAUUACAUACUAU